Messenger RNA from Striga asiatica, 1116 nucleotides. The record is from the annotation of a GenBank genome assembly. Lineage: Eukaryota; Viridiplantae; Streptophyta; Magnoliopsida; Lamiales; Orobanchaceae.
AACACAAAACGCCCCGUUUUGAAGCACGCAAAAAUUCUCUCACUUUCUCUCCCUCCACCGCAGUUUCCUUCACCAAAUUCUGAAAGUUAAAUUCGUGCUAUGGAGUAUUUUUCCAGUGAUUACACUGAUUUCCCGUCGGCCGACAAUGUGAAUUUCAACAAUAACAACAAUUUCAACGGUGCGCAUUUCACGGUGGACGAUUUGCUCGAUUUUUCUAAGGCGGACGAGACGAUGACCGACGCGUUUUUCGACAGCCUGGCCGGGAAUUCCGCUGACUCGUCCACCGUCACGGCGGUCGAGAGCUGCAAUUCGUCGAUUUCCGGAGGCGGAGAUGGGCAGUUCAACGGCAACGUCAGCUGCCGCAGUUUCAACGAGACACAAUUCUCCGGCAACGAGCUGUUUGUUCCGUAUGAUGAUUUAGCUGAGCUGGAAUGGCUCUCGAAUUUCGUGGAGGAAUCUUUCUCUACCGCUGCUGCCGUCGCCGCCGACACUUCCUCCGCCGUCACCACAAACUCGCCGCCGCAGUUCUUCCCUGCCGACGUCUCCGUCCCCGGCAAAGCCCGCAGCAAGCGCUCACGCACCGCCCCCUGUGACUGGUCCUCCCGCCUCCUCGUCCUCUCCUCCAAGACGGCGCCGCCGAAGAAGAGGGAGCCCAAGGAGACGCCCGGCCGGAGAUGCCUCCACUGCGCGUCGGAGAAGACCCCACAGUGGAGAACGGGCCCCAUGGGCCCGAAAACCCUCUGCAACGCCUGCGGCGUCCGGUACAAAUCGGGCCGGCUCGUGCCCGAGUACCGGCCCGCAGCCAGCCCCACUUUUGUUUCCGCCAAACAUUCGAAUUCGCACAGGAAGGUGUUGGAGCUCCGGAGGCAGAAGGAGAUCCAAGUCCAGAGAGCGCAUCACCAGCCGUUGAUCGGCGGCCAUCAGAUGUUCAACGGCUGUGAUGAGUUCCUCAUUCAUCACCACGGUAGCAUCAACGGUCCGGAAUUUAAGCACAUGAUCUAGUGUGUGCGCGUGCGUCUGUGGUGUAUGUGCACUAGCGUAUGGUAGUUGGUACCCAAACCACAUGCCUGCUAAUUUUUCUUUUUCUUUUUUUUUUUUUUUUUUUUUUAGUCCCAU